AGAACAUAGCAGCAUGAGCAGACGAAAAUGGCAGCAAAAAUCUUCACCUUUCUCCUUGCCGGAAUAAUUUGGUUUUCCACCGCGUCUGUCGUCUACUUCUUCUACCACGAGAGCACGCUGCAACCCACGAGCAGGAGGGAAAUUUACUUCAGACUUGAAGGAGAAAGCAGAACAGAAAAUGACAAGGAAAACCCGAGGACUCGAGUGGACUCCGAGAUUGACGGCGAGCUGUUGGGCCAACUGGGCCGGGACGUUCUGCGCUUUGGCCCCGGGGAGAACGGGCAACCGGUCCUGCUGUACGGCGAGGUCAAAGAGCGUGCAGACGAUACCAUGAGAAUACACAAUUUUAACAUGGUCGUCUCUGAAAUGGUUUCAGUACAAAGAACUUUGAAAGAUACGAGACAUAAAAAGUGUAAAGAUGUCGCCUACCACCUAUCAGCACUCCCAUCGGUCACAGUCAUCAUAGCAUUUUACAACGAGGUGUGGUCAGCCCUACUACGGACCAUCUACAGCGUGCUCAACAGAAGCCCGCCCUCGCUGCUGAAAGAAAUCAUUUUAGUGGACGACUUCAGUGACAAUGUAGACAUAGUGGAACAACUCAAGUCCACCCCUCGCCGGGUGCGCAGCAAGGUGAAGCUGGUGCAGACCACUAAACGGGAAGGGGUUGCCAAGGCCCGCCUGGAGGGGGCGAGGGAAGCCUUAGGAGAGGUGCUGGUCUUCCUUGAUUCGCAUUGCGAGGUUAACACACACUGGUUGGAGCCCCUCCUGGACGCCAUCAACCGAGACCGUUCCACAGUGGUGGCACCCGUCAUUGACGUCAUUGACCACGAGACAUUAGAGUACACUAAAUCGGGCAUCUCACGCUCCGUCUUCAAGUGGGACCUCAGCAUCAAGCAGUCGCCGUUGUCAAGAGCUGACCUAGCUGAACGGGAGAGUCCUGUUGAACCUCUGAGAACGCCGGUGUUGGGAAGGGGAAUCUUUGGGGUCGACAGGAACCAUUUUGAACGCAUCGGGGCCCUGGAUCCCCAGAUGGAAGGAUGGGGAGGAGAAAGCCUUGAGCUGUCUCUCAGAGUCUGGAUGUGUGGCGGCAACAUCAAGAUCAUCCCCUGCUCCCGAGUGGGUCACAUCGAUCGGGUGGAACCGCCGUACGAUUUCCCUGGCGGCGUGGAGGCCUCGUAUCUGCACAACCUUGGACGUGUCGCCGAGGUCUGGAUGGAUACCUACAAGAGAGACUUCUACGCUUCCCUGCCUGAAGCACAAAACAAAUAUUACGGCGACAUCUCGGACAGACAAGCGUUACGGCAGAAGCUGGCCUGCCAUCCCUUCCAGUGGUAUCUAGAGAAGGUCUACCCUAGCCUGCUGGGCACGGCGCAGGACCAACUGGUAGCGUGGGGAAGGUGUCACAACAAGCAGGCCAACCUGUGUGUGGACACACUGAAGGCAGGAGAGAGCAAGCCCAUCGGAGUCAGCAAAUGCGGUAAAGGCCUACCCAGCCAGGCGUUUAUGGUCACACUGGAUGGUGAAAUCAGAUGGGAGGAUCUGUGCCUGGACUUGGCCGACUACAGAGCUGGCCAUAAGCUGACACUAGAGGGCUGCCACGGAAUGGGCGGCAGCCAAGAAUGGAAACAUGACAAGCCCGGUCAGAUUGUCCACAGAGAGAGUGGCAUGUGCCUGGACGUGGCCGGCCUACAGACCAAAGUCCUCGUCAUCAACGUCUGCGGUGACCGGCCGACGGAAGCCUGGGAGUUCGCUCAUUACAAAAAACACAAGAAAAGCUGAUAGGGAGGAACAAA
Molecule: messenger RNA, 1793 nt
Organism: Patiria miniata (bat star)
Lineage: Eukaryota; Metazoa; Echinodermata; Asteroidea; Valvatida; Asterinidae
Product: polypeptide N-acetylgalactosaminyltransferase 13-like
Exons: 10
Coding region: 28-1779 (583 amino acids)
Cellular component (GO): Golgi apparatus
Source: RefSeq, a predicted model, not a curated record